GAGAGAGUAAUGAUAAAACUCCACUUUGAGCCUUCCUGUAAGCUCAGUCACAGAGAGAGAGAGCAACAUAAAAGAAGUAGAAGAUAGGGAUAGAGAGCGAGACAGUGUGGUGAAGCAAGCAAGCAACAGGGACCUACCACACACACAGACACAAACACAGUGCUCUCUGAGGUGAAACUGCACAUGAUUUUGUCACCCCAGAGCAGACGGACUGGGUUGAUGAAUGGACAGUAGUGAUUUAUGUACAGCUGGGUGUACUGGACAGAGGAGACCGUGUUGCUAAUACCCCUUAAAGUGUAUUUUACACCACUUUGAAGUUUUCUUUCCAGAGCUUCUUCUGCGGGGGACCAAUUGUAUACCCUUCAAGGAGAAAAUAAUACAAGGAGGACCAAAGGCUAAGAAAAUUGGACCAUCUCCAACUCCCCUUUUUAUUCUAUGGCGAGUCCUGUGGGAAACAUGUGUGAGGUGGACUGAGGGCUUGAAUGCCAAGCAGCAAACUCUUAUGAGACUUCCACUGCACCCAGCUAUCGGAAAACUAUGAGGAGGAUCCAUUGCUUAGUGUGAGCAAAAGAGGGGAUAGAGAACUCUACCAUCCACUCCUAUCUAACCCCCACACACACACACGCACACAGAGCAGAAAGCAUGAAAAAUCCCACUAAUGGGUUUAUUUGCUGUCAGAUCUACGCCGAUUUGUCAUUCGCCGGGACCAUUUCACUUGACACAUUUCAUAGUUGAGUAAGCUGCUUGGCUUUCUGGCUAGAGUUAGCUGUGCUCCAGCUCCAGCAACACUCUGCUGCCAGGCUCAAAGCUCAUCGGGAAGAGAGCAGCAGGCAGCCAAAUCAGGAGUCCUUCAGCCCUCAUAGUCGUUGCAGUCCUCCAGUUUGCACUCUAAUCAUCUUGUUUAGGGUCCUUACAUUUUUGUAAUCGGGCAAUAGCUUUAUUCUUUCCAAUCGUUGGACAGUUUGGACAGACCAUUGGGCCAGUUGUCCAAAGAGGCUUCUUCACACGGUUCCAGGGAUAUUUGGGUUGAUUCAGUUUGUGUUUAAGAUGUGGUGUGGGCCACUGGUUGUGCUGGCUGCGGUGUUCUGGACCCAGUGUGUCCUACUGGAAGGGGUGGAUGCCAAGAAGGAGAGGAAGAGGCCGAAGGAGACCCCACCACAGCACACAGAGGCGUACAACACUACUCUCUCCAACAGCGAAGAGGUGGGCGAGAGCACCAAGAUUCCUGACAACCAGAGAGUAGAUCCCCUGGGAUCAUGGAUGGACUUUGUGAAACGACCCGUAGACAACUUCCCUGGGAAAUGCCGCAAACGCAAAAGGCCACUGCCAGGACCACCAGGCCCUCCUGGUCCUCCAGGCCCCCAGGGGCCUCCUGGAUUCCCCGGGGCAGAGAUCACCCAGGAGGUCCUCCUCCAGGAGUUCAAAGAGAUGAUAAAAGAAGCUACAGAGAGGAGAGCUGCUGCAGUGGACAAGCAGACUAGUACCAGUCCUAGUCAGAUACCCAUGGCCCUCAUUGCCCUGGAAGGAAUGACCUCUUACAGGAGGAUAGAGGAAGCCUUCCACUGUAAACUCAUAGGACCUGUGGUUGUCGACAAGAAGACACUGAUGGAGCUACAAAACUUUCAGACGCCUCCUACUAAAGGUGCCUUCCUCCGAGGGACAGGAAUGGACCAAUCCACAGGACGAUUCACAGCUCCCGUUACAGGGAUCUACCAGCUCUCUGCUAAUGUUCAUAUUGACCACAACGAGGUAAAGAGGAGUAAGAGUCAGCUGAGAGCCAGGGAUAAUGUGCGAGUGCUGAUCUGCAUCGAAUCCCUGUGCCAUCGAUAUACGUCGUUAGAGAUGAUUGUUGGAUUGGAAAGUAACAGCAAGAUCUUCACAGUGUAUGUGCAAGGGUUGUUGGAGCUACAGAUUGGACAGUACACCUCCAUAUUUGUGGACAAUGGUGCUGGGGCAUCCAUCACAAUACAGAAUGGCUCUGACUUCAUGGGGAUGUUGCUGGGUGUAUAGCCUCACGUCCUGCCGUUGGGGCUGGGGGUAUUCCUUCCCUCUUCCCAUUGGACACCAGGGCCCUGGCAAUCCAAGGCAUCUGUCUUACCUGUAUCUGCUUGGAUUACUAACAGAUGCUAUCUGCCAAUCCACAUCCAUGGAGGAGAAAGCAAAAGGCAUGAGCAGCAUUUGCAGCCAUUGAACUUCUCUACUUGGGGUAUCCUGGAAGAACCGUUUUGAAAGCUAAAGGACUGUCUCUUCCCAGACACCAUGAAUGCAAGCACUCCUAUGGGCCAAGAAAGACACUUGUGCAUACCAACAGACAAUCCUAAUAGAAGACUUCACAUAUUCAAAUCACUCAAUGAACAUUUUGAAUUUGAGAUAGAAAAGAAGACAAAAUCACAUACGUAUUUUUAAUACAGUAAUAGCCUGAUAGGAAAUAUGCUAUAAUGAAUAUCAUUCAUGAAAUUGAAAGGUUUUUAUUAAUCUCUUUAAUGGAAUGGCAGUAGCUAAGAAAGUACAGUGCAUAGACUCUGUGAGUGUGUAUAAACACUGGAUGAUGCAAAGAUGCUCAGUAUGCAUUGUACGGUUGCCCCAACUUCUCAGCUAGGGUUGAAGAAAUUCAGAAGCAUUUAGGAAAAUCCAACCAGUAGUUUUUGAAAAAAAGGGAAUUUUGGGAAAGUUACCGGAAUUUUGCAACCCUAUUCUCAGUAAAGUGACCUCUACUGUAUGUUCUAUCUAGGGGGACUUUGUAUGUCUCAUGUGGAGUCUACAGCCCACUGAACAAAAUAGAGGAAAUAUUGGCCUCUGUUUGGAACCAUUUUGUGGGAUUCAAACCCAAACUAAGGAAUGUGGUUAGAGCAUUGAAAUGAAAUGCAAGUAUGUUGGCCAUUCUGUUUCAUACCGCUAUACAGAGCCUUCAGAAAGUAUUUAUACCCCUUGACUUAUUUCACAUUUUGUUACAGCCUGAAUUCAAAAUGGUUUAAAAUGAUUUUUUUUCUACACACAAUACCCAAUAAUUACAUGUUUUCAGAAUUGUUUGCUAAUUUAUUGAAAAUGAAAUACAGAAAUAUCUGUCAAGCUCUGUCAAGUUGAUUGUUGAUCAUUGCUAGACAGCCCAUGUUCAAGUCUUAUCAUUGGUUUUCAAGCCAAUUUAAGUCAGAACUGUAACUAGGCCACUCAGGAACAUUCAAUGUCGUCUUGUUAAAUAACUCCAGUGUACUGUACAUUUAGCCUUUUGUUUUAGGUUUUUGUCCUUCUGAAAGGUGAAUUUAUCUCCCAGUGUCUGUUGGAAUGCAGACUGAACCAAGUUUUCCUCUAGGAUUCUGUCUGUGCCUAUCUCUAUUCAGUUUAUUUUUAUCCUAAAAACUCCCUAGU
This is a messenger RNA of Oncorhynchus gorbuscha (pink salmon), 3366 nucleotides long. Its product is annotated as adipolin-like. Lineage: Eukaryota; Metazoa; Chordata; Actinopteri; Salmoniformes; Salmonidae. Gene Ontology annotation, molecular function: hormone activity. The coding region runs from base 1048 to 2010 and encodes 320 amino acids. The record is from RefSeq and is a predicted model, not a curated record. The transcript has 8 exons.